GUUUCCUUCCUGGAAUGUGAACAACAUUCAACAAACUCAUGAACUUAUCCUGUCAUUUUGCCAUCAAAAUUAGUCGUUAUUUAAUCUGAUCUCAAUUAAACCUUGAGUAUGAGUCUCAAAUCUGUAUUUACCAGCAGGAAAACAGGGCCAGUCACAAUCUCUACCAGAAUGCACAUCGCCAGACGUCGCCUCCCCAACCAUAUGUCAUGAGUUCAAGACCACGCUCCAGGAUCAGAAGUGGCCCAUCACCUAGGGCGAGGUCCAGAUCAAAAAGCCGCACAAGAAAGAGCCAUCGGGAGACUGAACCAGCUCCAGGACCGUCACCCAGGGUACUGUCUGCAAGGGAGCCUCAUCUUGGGCGACCAAAAAGUUGCUCAUCACCACGUCCGAGGAACAACCUUGUAAGGACAAGAUCAGUUGCUGAGGAGUUGAGUGUAAUCUCGCUUGACUUUGCUUAUCGGAGUAAUAACAAGUUGCCAUCACGGCCUCUGAGUGCUAAGGUACUCACAACUGAUCAGAGAUCGCGACCGCUACCAGAUUUGAUAGCUAAUAUUGAAGGACACCUGUUGGAUGGGGCACUGACUCCAAGACCACCAGUCACUGAUCGUCCACAGAGUGCAAGACCCCCCAGGAUGGAGCGACCGCUUACCGCACGACCUCCAAGACCUGUGCGUCUCCCAAAGAAAUUCCCAUUCGGCAAACUUCCAUUCGAUAUGAAACUGAAGGUUUUGUCCUUCCUCACUGAUAUUCAAAAAGGGAGGAGCAUGUGCGUGUCUAAGGAGUGGAUGGAGCUACUCACAACCCCAUGUCUCUGGUCCAUUGUUAACUUCACUGCCUUGCCAUUGUGUUUUGAGAAUCACUACUGCGUUCAACAAUGCUAUGAAAAGUACUGUUUGAGAGUGAAAUCAUACUUCAAUUUCUUGAACGGCAUCCGACCUCCAAUUAAACGCUUUUGUUUUGAAUAUGAUCUCGCAGACAACUGGUUGAAUGCUCUUGAAGACUUCUUAGUCAACUCAAAUACAAAACGGAUGGAAUUUGCUCACAUCAACUGGAAGGAAACGCCCAUCAGGCCUUUUUGGAACUACAAUCUGUGCACACCAGAAACUUCAGGCGAGGCUUUCUCCCAACGCUCAAAGUUACGCCAAGGGAUGUUUGUCCAGUUCUUUGAUUUGUUCUCUCAGAUCUCACCGGCGUUAAAGCAGCUUGUUCUCCCGUUCGAUUGGUCAGAAGCUACCGUUCAAAUGAUGAAACGCUUCAAACAUUUAGAAAUUCUGGUCAUUGAGAAAUAUUUUGUGUUCCAAAACAUUCGACAGAGUGCCUUAGAUGGUCUGAUGAGGAAUACACCAAAAGUAGAACGUUUGUUGGUAGAAAUCUGGGCACCGGCCGGGAAUAACUUGACACUGUAUCACAUGGGGUCAAAGUCCAUAAAAUACCUUGACAUUUCGCAAUGUCGCGGCUUCUAUCUGAAAUCAAUCGAGAUGCCAAGGCUGACCGUCUUCAAGACGACACGUCGGCCAUGGAAUGGUCCUGUGACUCCUGUAGACAGUGUGAACCUGCCUUGUAUCUAUAGUAUUCUCUCAAAGGGAGCACCCAAUCUUGCCCAGUUGAACAGCCUGCAGUUAGAGCCAAACUGGAGGGACUAUCUCUACAAGGAGCUGGAUGAACACCUCAAGGCCAUUUGUUGUUGUCGCAAACACAAGUCUGGGUGGGCGAUGUGAGGGAUGUGCGAUGCUGAAAUAGAUCCUCAAAGGCAACCACAAUGGGUAGAUAUUGUAUUUUUGGCGUCCAAGAUUGGGUAGGCCCUGGUUGUCCUUUAAGGGGCCAUUUUAUCACUUCCAAGGGGUUUUUAACAACAUUAUUCGUGUAUGUAUAUUCCCCUCCCCUGUAAUGGCACCUUCAAGUAGGAAAAUAGGCUAGGGUUCCUUUUUUUUUCCCAUCGACAAGAGCCGAGUCUGAAUACUGUGUGGUAGACUUUGAAACUGUUCUGAUGAUUCAUGGGUGAAGUAGGAAAAUAAGGGUUCCUUUUUCUCCCCAAGGAAAAGGGCUGGGUCUAAAUAAUGUGUGGUUGACCACGAAGCUGUUGUGAUAUUGGCUUAAUGGGUUGACUCACAUUUCAUUCGGAUUUAUCUGAACAAUACAAGAACCUCAGCCAAGAUGCUUGCCUUUUAUAACUGUUGCAAUACUAUAUUUUAAGAAAACAUUUUAACUAAUUUAUGACAGCCUGUUUAUGUGAAAAAUUAUGUCAAAAACACCCCAAGAUCUCACUUAUUUUAGUUUUAGAUCGAUGCGUAUGUAAUGUCUCAUUUUAUUCUGUAUUUAUUUUGGAGGAAAUAUAUAUUGAGUCUUAUAAUAAAAGUAAUGUAUUUUGAAA
This is a messenger RNA of Lineus longissimus, 2371 nucleotides long. RefSeq lists its product as uncharacterized. The record is from RefSeq and is a predicted model, not a curated record. Gene Ontology annotation, cellular component: SCF ubiquitin ligase complex. Gene Ontology annotation, biological process: SCF-dependent proteasomal ubiquitin-dependent protein catabolic process; protein polyubiquitination. The transcript is spliced from 2 exons. NCBI's taxonomy places the organism in Eukaryota, Metazoa, Nemertea, Pilidiophora, Heteronemertea, Lineidae. Bases 207 to 1718 code for a protein of 503 amino acids. Gene Ontology annotation, molecular function: protein binding.